Messenger RNA from Dicentrarchus labrax (European seabass), 3798 nucleotides. It is a transcript of the gene inka2, whose product is annotated as inka box actin regulator 2. Gene Ontology annotation, cellular component: nucleus. The coding region runs from base 377 to 1693 and encodes 438 amino acids. The record is from RefSeq and is a predicted model, not a curated record. NCBI's taxonomy places the organism in Eukaryota, Metazoa, Chordata, Actinopteri, Moronidae. The transcript is spliced from 2 exons. Gene Ontology annotation, molecular function: protein serine/threonine kinase inhibitor activity; protein kinase binding.
GGGAGAAAAAAAACGAGCUGAGCAACAGAGAUACACACGAGCAGGCUGACAGCAGCCACUGAGACGCGCACACACACGGACAGAGUCUCUUCAUGCAGCCAGGAGAAGACCUCAUUAUAAUUUUUUUGGGGGGGGAGUAAACGCGUUUUCGUCAUCAGGAGUUGUUGUUUUUUUUAAUUACAGGAUUCGCGUCAUUACAAGCCUUGCGCGCAUUCCUCAGCAGGAUUUGCGCAUCUCCAAUUGCAAAGUGUUUUUUCUUCUCUCCACGAGAGCGUUGUUUUUAAUGUUCCUGCCCAGGAGGAAGCUUUCAUAGUCAUGUUCGAGCUGCGACUGGCGAAGCGUUUCAUCUGAAAUUCUUGUUAUUUCCAAAGAAAUAAUGGAACAACAGCUCUCCAAACCAGAAUGCAAAAACAUGGAUGCGUGUCUGAGGCGACUGAAGCAAGAACUGGUGUCUAUGAAAGAAGCCGGAGAUGGCCUCCAUGCUCAGAUGAAUUCAAUGAUGGGAGCCCUCCAGGAACUCAAGCUCCUUCAGGUUCAGACAGCGCUAGAAAACCUCGACAUCUCAGGUCGGCCCAUUAACCGAGGCAUCCCGUAUCCUGCUCAACCAGCUCCUCCUACAGUUACAGUGGCUUCAACCUCAGGCAAGGAUUACGGGCCCUCCUUUAGCCAAACCAUGCCUGAGGAGCCCACCCAGAGUCCGAUGCCAAGUCCAAGGCCAUCUCUGGAGAGCAGAAACACCUUCAGCAGAGAUGACAGGAGCCCGUCUCAAAACAGAAGCAGCCUGGGAACCUCAUCUUCCUCGUCCAGCCUCGAGAGUGAGAGCGAAAGAAGUGAAAGAAGCGCAAGAAGCACAAGGAGUGAGAAUGACCUUGAGUCUAUACCCAGGAGGUGGUCAGGAUACGCCGCCCCACAGGUGGAUUUCUAUGGACCCAUGGUGGGAAACCCUCCACCGGAGCCCUACCCUAAUCUACAGGCUCCCCGUCGUGCUCAGGAGGUGGACCUGCCUGGGAUCCUGUACAGCCUUUCUAGAGAGGGCCCUUCAUUGGACAGUGACUACUCCCAGGACAGCACAGACGAUGGUAGCGACUGGACAUCUUCGCUCAUGAGCCGCAGCCGCAACCGUCAGCCCUUAGUGCUGGGCGACAACGUCUUCGCCGACCUUGUGGGCAACUGGCUGGACCUGCCUGAGGUGGACAGGGAAGAGGGCGAAGAAGAGGAGAGGAGGAAGAGGAGAGAGGAGAAGAUAGUGGAUGGAGGGACGGACAGACCGGACACCCCCGCUCACCCUCUCCGCCUCAGCCGCUCACAGGAGAUCUGCAGAAAGUUCUCUUUAACUACAAACAUCUUCAAGAAGUUCCUGCGCAGCGUCCGGCCCGACAGGGACAAGCUGCUCAAGGAAAGACCUGGCUGGAUGGCUCCUGAGCUGCCGGAGGGCGACCUCUUCAAAAGGCCUAAGAAACUGGUUCCUAAAAGUUCAAAAGGCAGCUUUUACCUGCCGUUCUGGGCAAAUGGACAGCAGGGCAAAGGCAGGCCGUGUCUGCAUCUAGCUGAAGCGGAGAGGAACCACCAACACCACUUCCCCCAGGUCCACCAGCAGCCAUUUGCUGGGAUUUAUUUAGACAGGAGACAGCCAGAGACUGGUCUGGAGAAAAUGCAGCCCUUGUUUGACUACAACACAGCUGUGUGGGUCUGACAGUGAGGCCAACAGACUGCCAGUGAUGCCAGACUGAGUGAGUGACAGGUGCUAGGGGAUUUUGGCUGUGCUGGAGGGCAAUGAAUGAAUGAAUGAAUGAAUGAAUACAAGGCUUGGAUACAGUUAUCUUCCAAAAAUGAACCAAUGAACUUCACACACACACAAACACAAUGAGAUUAUCAGGGCAGCAUUUUGUCUGACAAUCCUAAAACCUAAACCUUGUUUGCUGUGUGUGUCUGGGUGUGUGAGUGUGUGCUGGAGAGUGUCUGAGGCGGAGUUAAAGAGAAACAUAUUUUGAGGACUUAUGCUGCAAGUUUUGUAUUAUUCACAUUUCUUCUUACGUGUUUGUGUGCAUGUAUGACUGGAUUCUCUGGAUGUCUUAAAAGACGGUACCUUGAAAUCUACAUCUUUCUCAGAAUGUCACCAUCAUCACAGAUCUUUCUAAUUAAACAUCCACAGACACUCCUAUGCUACAAGACAUACUCUCAUAUAUAUCACUUCUUUGCAUCUAUGAAUAGAAACACCAACUGUUGGAUUGCAUGGUUACUGUUUUUAUAAGUGAUGCUACAAAACAGCUGUUACUGAACGCACUGCCACUAAACACAGUCAUAAGCUCACAUUUGUUUCCAGCAGGCCUUUGGCGCCAUGGAAACUCAGGUUUAACUGAACCCGUUGGUCUCAUUCACCUUGCUCAGGGAAGGAAUUUUACACAGGACUAAACUUUUAAAACACUGCCGCAUUUAAAUGGGUUCCAAAUACAGUUUAAGGAAGUUUUGCCUAGUUUCAUUUUACUAAGCAAGACCUAACAGCAAUACAGAGCAUGUUUAGUUAAAAGACUGCACAUUAAACUUCGGGACUUGUCCCUCAUAUUCAGCAGUUUUGUGCUUGCUGUCAUAUUAGAAAUACAAUUUUUUCUUCUCUGCCAUGCAGACAUGGCACAUGUUGAGUCAACUGUCAGUCCUCCUGGGUUGUUACACAGGGAGAGGAGGGGGUAAAGAUGGCACAGCCAGUACUGAUUGACUGACUGCCAUCUGGUACCCGGUCGUUAUGUAAAGCCCAUUCAUGACAGUGUCCGAAUAAGAUGCAAAACGGGCUUGUUUAAUCCCAAAGUUUUGUGGAUGAACUGAAUUAUGACGAUGGUGUUACAUACUGUAUAUAUACAAAACACACAGGUGAAUACAUUACAAGGCUGCAACAAUGAUGAGACAGAGUGGAGGUAAAGACCCAUAAUCUCUAUCAGACAGGAUCAAGUUAAAUGUACAGAACAUUGUACAUAUUUGUCAUCAAUCAAACAACAGCUAUAACAAAUAUUUACUGUAAUAUCCCAUCGCAUGGUUUUCAUUAUUCUGCACAGAUAAAUAUGUCACAGUUAUAUUACAGUUCUUACCGUAACAUGUAAACAACACCACAACGCUUGUAUUUAAACCACAGACUGAUGAGUUCAUCUUUGACUUACAGUAUCUAUUCUCUUGAAUCAUAAUCAUUUUUCUGUGUUUCUCAUUUCAAGCAGCAUCAAACAGACAAAAACAAACUACGGCUUCCUUCAUAUAAAUAUCAAGAUUCCCUCAGGAUUACAGAUGAUACUGCCUGCUCUGACUUAAAAUGCUUUUAUAGAGGACCACUGUUAUGCAAGGACAAUCUGAUACUCUAACUUCUUAUUGUUAUGAAAAAGCAGUUAAUUUCACUCAGUUUUAAAAAGGGAUCCCAGACCAAUCAACUUAGCCAGCAGGGAUUAGGCCUUCGGUCUUUUGAGUGUCUUGGCCAGUCGAUCCAUAUGGUGUUGUCUCAGUAUUCAGGUCAAUACAUACCACACAUUCAAAGGGUCCAACACACACACACACACACACACACACACACACACACACACACACACACACAGUUGAUGCCACGAGGCACAGUCUGAGAUGUCAUAUCACACAGUAUGUGUAUGUAAAUGUAACAUUUAUUUCUUCCUAUUUACAGUUGUCUAAGUGUAAUUUUCAGCACUGUUGUUGAUAUUUUUCAUCAGGGUUCUGCAAACCGUCAGUAGUGAUUCUGUGUCAUGUGCACUGUACAACUGUCACUGACUCUUUGUAAAUUAAAUCUGUUUUCAGAAUGAAAUGUUA